Molecule: messenger RNA, 4932 nt
Organism: Notothenia coriiceps (black rockcod)
Lineage: Eukaryota; Metazoa; Chordata; Actinopteri; Perciformes; Nototheniidae
Gene: naa25
Product: N-alpha-acetyltransferase 25, NatB auxiliary subunit
Exons: 24
Coding region: 46-2865 (939 amino acids)
Biological process (GO): N-terminal peptidyl-methionine acetylation
Cellular component (GO): cytoplasm; NatB complex
Molecular function (GO): protein binding
Source: RefSeq, a predicted model, not a curated record
CGCAGUACGCAUGCGCCAACAUUUACCCAGCAGGUAAACUCCACCAUGGCGGCGAGAGGCCAUGUGCAGGAUCCUAACGACAGGAGACUCAGACCCAUAUACGAUUACCUUGAUAAUGGCAACAAUAAAAUGGCUAUACAGCAGGCAGAUAAACUGCUGAAGAAACACAAGGACCUGCACUGUGCCAAGGUACUAAAGGCUAUUGGCCUUCAGAGGACUGGAAAGCAGGAUGAGGCUUUUACUUUGGCCCAGGAAGUGGCCACUCUCGAGCCGACUGAUGACAACUCGCUACAAGCUCUGACUAUUCUGUACAGAGAGAUGCAUCGUCCGGAGUUGGUCACCAAGCUGUAUGAAGCUGCGGUGAAGAAGGUUCCCCUUAGUGAGGAGUAUCACUCUCACCUCUUCAUGGCUUACGCUCGCGUGGGAGAGUACAAGAAGAUGCAGCAGGCAGGGAUGGCCUUGUAUAAAAUCGUCCCCAAGAAUCCUUAUUACUUCUGGUCGGUCAUGAGUCUGGUGAUGCAGGCCAUCUCAGCACAGGAUGAAAAACUGUCCCAAACCAUGUUCCUGCCUCUGGCUGAACGCAUGGUGGAGAAAAUGGUCAAGGAGGAGAAGAUUGAAGCUGAAGCAGAGGUCCAGCUGUAUUUCAUGAUCCUGGAGCGCUUGGGAAAGUGUGUGGAGGCUCUCGAAGUCAUCCGGGGCCCACUUGGGGAGAAGCUUACCAGUGAGCUGCAAAGUCGAGAAAACAAGUGUAUGAUGCUCUACCAGAGACUCAAGCGCUGGCCGGAGUGCAACUCGCUGGCCCACAAGCUGCUACUCAAAAAUCCUGAUGAUUGGCAGUUCUACUCCUGCUAUUUUGACUCUCUCUUCUACCUGAUCGAUCAGUCAUGGAGUCCUCCAGAAGAAGGAGAUCACUGUCCGGAGGGUCCGGUGCAUCACACUGUGACUGAAGUGGUGAGGUUCGUGGUGGACAGGGUUAAAGGGGAGGACGGCAAAGACUCUCGUUCACUCAGGGGACCCUAUUUAGCUCGUCUUGAAUUAAUUCACAGACUGAGAGAAAGGGGCUGUCCUGAAGAAAGCCUGUUAGGUGAGCCUUUAGAGCUCAUGGUGCAGUUCUUUGGGAAGUUUGGAGACAAACCUUGCUGCAUCACCGACCUAAAAAUAUACCUCCAUCUGCUCGCUCCUGAUCAACACGUGCAGUUCAUUAACCUUCUGAGUGAAGCGGUCCCUCUGGGGGAGCAGGGAGAGGAGGGGUUUGCUUUUCCGGACGACACCAAAGCGAUGCAGAGGCAUUUAUGUGUGUGUCAGCUGAGUCGAGCAAUCGGGCUGCAUCACGCUCUGGACGUGGACGGGAAACUGCGGCUAAUCACAGAGCUCAAAGCUCACUAUCGCUAUGGACUCAAGUUUGGGAAGAACGCUGUGAAGACGGAGCUGCAGUUUUCUGAUAUGUAUUGUCUCAUGGCAGCUCAUGUGUACAUUGACUUAUGGAAGGAGACAGGCAAUGACAACUAUGUGUGGCAGAGUUUGGGUAUCCUCCACGAGGGUCUGACUCUCAGCCCCUCCAACGCCCAGUUCAAGCUGCUGCUGCUGCUCGUCUACUGUCAGCUGGGAGCCUUUGAGCCUGUGGUGGACCUUUACUCCAGCCUGGAUGCCAAGCAUGUACAGCACGACACCAUAGGGUUUCUGUUAACACGUUAUGCCGAGUCAUUGGGUCAUUUUGCUGCAGCCUCCCAGACCUGUAAUUUCUCCCUCAGGUUUUUCCACUCUAACCAGAAAGAUACCUCCGAGUACAUCAUCCAGGCGUAUAAAUACGGAGCGUUCGAGAAAAUCCCAGAGUUCAUCGCUCUCAGGAACAGGUUGAACCAAUCGCUGCACUUCGCCCAGUGUCGCACUGAGAGGAUGCUGCUGGAUCUGUUCCUAGAGGCCGAUAUUGUGUUGAGUCUGGAGGAGAGCGUGAAGGCCAUGUCUUUGUCUCCAGAGGAGGAUGACAUCCCCUGGGACACCAUGAGGGACAACAGAGACCUUACCGUUUUCACCAGCUGGGACCCUAAAGACAGAAUGUUAACUGAGGAGCACCGGCGUCGCUCUCUAGAGGAAGAGUCAGUGUGGCUCAGGUUGCGCUCUCUAACACUUCGCAUCCUCGCCUCCUUGGCCGAUCUGGGACACACGCCAUCGCAACAAAACUCGGAGAAGGUCAACGAAAACGGAGUGGGAGACAAGGGCUCGAUCCUCAGCAGCCUGCUGUCUCAGCUCAACCAGACCCUGCAGACAGCCGCUCAGAUAGCAGAGAAACCCACACAGUAUCCAUUCCUGGGCCCCCCCUCCACCCGCCUGGCCGCAGCUCUGUCCACUGGGAGUUGUCAGUGCCAGGCUGCAGCGCUCCAGCUGUCUGUCCACCUGCAGGACCUGGAGACUGCUGGACUUGAUGAGUCGUCAGAGCUUCAAACCCAGAUCUGUAAUGGUUUCAAAUCAUUAGUAGUUCAACUUCAAGAAAUACUGAAUAAAUGCAAAGGGGAUGUAUUGGAAAUGAAAGACAGCAAAUUGAAAACGCAACCCUCCUUAUUAGAAAACUUUAUCUUCUUUGUUGAGACGGUGUGCAUAGUCCUGUGGAUGGCUAGUCACUGUGCCAAGAUUCUCCGACCACUGAAGACUAGUCUACAGAAGAAAAAGAAGAAGAAAAAGGAUACAAGCACUGCUCUGCCGGCGGUGGUGUGUGGGUUCCAGGAGCUGACAGGAAGCGUGCAGGAGCUGAUCACUCAGGCGUUGGACUAUAUAAAGAACCAAGAGACUGAAAUCACGGCCAUUAAACUGUCCGGUUUAAGCUUGGAAGGACCCACAGAGGAGGAAGUGUGUUUGCGAGGCUGCUAGGGACAAGGUUCAGAGCAGUUACCUGCGAUCGCUACAGGAAAGUGGGAGAUCUUGCUCCAGAAGAGAGCGGAACUAUUAAGAACUCAAGAUCCGAACCCAUCACACACACCAGAGAAAGAAGACUUACCCCCCACCCUCCCUCCUUCAUAGCCCCCCCCCCUACACCACGGUCUCACCAGCUAACAUAGGAGUCCCACAACCCACCCGAGCACACAAUCGUCUCUGACCUCCUUCCUCUCCUCGCAUAUUUCUCCACUCAUCGUUUGUGAACUCUCAAUCUGGAUUUUACUUUUCCAUUUCUUCAACGCACACAUCUCUGGGACAUUUGCAACUCUUAUAGCACACUAGCUUGUGAGUAAACUCGUGAAUUUAUACAGCAAUUAUAAGUGAAAACAAGGAAAAAAGGGUACUUUUUUUUUUUUUUAACAAACAUAGAGCAAAUUAGGAUAAAUAAACCGUUUUAGAUGAAAUAAUCUCAUUAAUUAUUGUACAUAGUGAAGAGCAACUACCACAACCCUCCUUGACUAAAUGAGAAUAUAAGACACAAUAAACCACUAUUGUCUGGGUUUGUCAGUUAUGUUUCCCUUUGUUUUUCUGGUGAGAACAAUCAAAGAAACACACACAGACACUAAGGAGGAAAGUUACUUCAAUGAGCUGCUUUCCCAUCCGUUUCAUCAUGAACUAGCAGGCACAAUGUUGCAUUGAACUGUUGUGCAUUAUUGAAAUAUGGACACCUGGUUACCUACAGACGGAAGUUUCCCAUUCAAAAUAUGUUUUUUCUUUCUUUCUUUUUGCUUUGUGUGUUUCUUUAAAGUGGAACCACCUCUGUAGUUACAGUAUUAUAAAGAGAAAUGGUUGGAUGAGUUAAAUGACAUUUUUUAAAAGCCUGAAUUGUCUGCCUACUAUUGUUGAUUUUUUAUUUUUGUAAUACCAGUAGAAGUUGUGCUUUUAAACAUGUCUACUUUGGAAUUGGGUUGUUCCAGCACAAACAAAAAAUCACACGCCUUUAAGACUGGUCUGGUUAAUAUUACAAAAGAGGCCACAUGCAUUUAUCUUUAUAUGAAUAUUGGUCACUUUAUGAUUCUCAUCAUCCAGGAUGUAUCACUGCAGGCAUGGCAUAUCUAGCUAAAUGCAACCACUAGAAGUUAAAUAUGUACAACCUCUUCAUGGAUAUCCAUGAUUUAGUGAAAAAUGAAAAGUGCAGAAAUGAAUAUAAUUAGCUAGAAUGCAUGUUUCUGGCAUUCAGUGUGUGCUGUAGUGCGGUCCAGCCCUGAACAUUAAGAGGACUUUGUCCACUUUGACCCACAUCGGAAAAUACAGAUAAUAAAUAUUCAGUCAAGUUGCAGCUCUGUAGAACAGUAUAAUUGACAUAACUUGCAUAAAUGCAGACGGAUGUGUUUGACAGACACAUAUUGGACCUAAUUGUAAAUAUAAAGUUAAGGCAGCCUUUUUUUUUUUCGGGUGAAGUGUGAAAGGACUUUGGUGUGUUUUUUUUUUAAAUCAGCUGCAGAAGAUACUAAGAUUUCUCUUGUGUUAACAUUUGUUGUCAUUCCUGUUAAAGACACCCAACACCUUUCCCCCAAAAAAACAUUACAUCAGCUUCAGCAUCUUCUCAGAAAAAUAAGCAUCUUCUGCUAAUAUUAUUAACCAAUGGGAGAUAAAGAGAGACAUAGUUUACAAAUAUAACCCAGGAGCACUGACGGUGGACUGCAGGUAGUGCGCAGUUGGAUUUCUUUUAGUUUUAGUACUUUAUUAAGACAUUGGCAGAGUGAUGUGAUAGAGUGAGUACAUGUUGAAUCCUCCCCUUCCCGUUAGUGUUGUAUCCAAAUUCAAUCACAAACACGCCUGCUAGUAAAUGGCUUUUUUUCUUUUACACUCGAGCCCCAUGUGUCUGAAUGGAUCCGCAACUUGAGAGAAGAUGUUUGUAAUCGGACUACAUGUUGUUGAUGAGGUUCUGAAAAAUGGUUGACAAUCCGGAGUGUCAUCUCACCACCCUCUUUUGUUAGAAAAUGGAAAACAGAAACACUGGAAUGUCAAAGCUUUUUUAAUUAAAAAAAGUUAAUGUGA